AUGGAAAUAAAUCAUGACUACGUGCUUUCACAACUGUGGAAUGGUGAAAACUCGUUGGAGGUUAUUGACUAUUCACCAGUUAUUCUUCAGUUUCCGUUAUUGAUUAGAUAUCAAUUUCGAACGAAUGAAAGUUUACAUUCCUUAAGAAUAGUACUAAACAAUUUCGCUGAUAUAUUCACAUUAUUACCAUUUACACCGAAUUUAACCUGCUUAAACCUUCAAACAUAUCCACCGAUCCAAUUUAAUACGAAUGCAGGAGGAUUAAAACUGAAAUUGAAAGAAUUUCAUCUAAAAUUCUACAAUGAACCAGGUCGAGUAAUUUGUUUCGAUCGUCUACUCGAUGUGAUAAACCAAAUAUCUUCGACAUUAGUUUGCUUAUCAUUAAAUUUAAGUGAAUCAUUUCUUGACAGUGGAACUGACUCCGUACCAUUUGAUCAUCUGAAAUUAAAGCAAUAUAUGGAAACAAUGAAUAAAUUGAGCGAAUUCCAUCUGUAUGCUAAGUUACAACCUAACCAAACCAAACAAAAUCAACGAAUCCUUCUCGAUUUGAAAAAACAACAACUGUUGUCGGACCGAAAUGUAUUCUUUGGAGUAUACAAUAAUUAUUUCUAUACAUUACCAUUCUAUUUUGAUUAUCUUCAUGAGAUUGAUUCGAAUAUUCAUGAAAAUCUGAAAGAUCCUGGUGAAUCAUGGCACAAUGUACGAUACGUUCAUUUAAAUUUCACAUUGCACUAUGAUGAGCAUAUUAUAAGCGUCUUAAAGUCUAAAAUGCCGAAAUUAAUGGUCAUUCUGUGGAGAAAGGAGUCCCAAUCAAAUCGAACAUAUGAAGAGAUAAGAAAUAUCAUGGCCAAUUAUAUUCGAAUAUUUCAUUCUAAUCGCCAAGAUUUUUCGAGUGACUCAAAGAAAGAUUGGUAUGCGUUCAGAUUAAAUACUCCUUUACACUUGUAUCUACAAAAUGAAGAGGUGACUCUUGCUAUUAAGAAAGCAAUGACACAGUGCAGUUGUGUCACACAUAAUGGACUUGUGAGGUUAAGCAAAAUCAAUCGGUUUCAUUUGUCAUCUUUUUCUCAUGUGGACUUUUCUGUGGAUAGACACGGCGCAUCGCUAGAGUGGUAUGCCGAUAUCCUUACUAAGAUAGUGCAAACUUUUCAACAUCUAGAGACGAUUAAAGUAUUCGUGGAUGAUCAAUCGAGCGCUAAUGAGCUGAUUGAAAAUUUGCAUAUGAAUCGUGGAAGUUUUCGAAACUUUGUGCUUAAGCGUUACUCGGAAUCUUUUUUAUUGAAGAAAAUAAAUUAA
This is a messenger RNA of Adineta ricciae, 1296 nucleotides long. The record is from the annotation of a GenBank genome assembly. Lineage: Eukaryota; Metazoa; Rotifera; Eurotatoria; Adinetida; Adinetidae.